Molecule: messenger RNA, 2006 nt
Organism: Populus euphratica (Euphrates poplar)
Lineage: Eukaryota; Viridiplantae; Streptophyta; Magnoliopsida; Malpighiales; Salicaceae
Gene: ROT3
Product: Cytochrome P450 superfamily protein
Exons: 9
Coding region: 249-1742 (497 amino acids)
Biological process (GO): brassinosteroid biosynthetic process; multicellular organism development; brassinosteroid homeostasis
Molecular function (GO): heme binding; iron ion binding; oxidoreductase activity, acting on paired donors, with incorporation or reduction of molecular oxygen, NAD(P)H as one donor, and incorporation of one atom of oxygen
Source: RefSeq, a predicted model, not a curated record
CCACUCAAGAUAUCUAUGCCCCCUCUCAUUCAUUUCUCUUACAAGGAAAGGCUUCUUGUCAACCACCUCAUAAAACCACACACGCACACGCAAGAGAGAGUAGGAGAGCAACAUAGGACUAGCUAGUGCAUGUAGUUAUUAGAGGGUCAGCUUGGAUAGCUCUGAAGUUAAGUUGCAGGGUUUGUGGCUUUCCUGGCUAGGGUUCCAAGCAGAAUAAAGAUAGAGAAAAGAGAGUUUUGUUCGAGAGAAUGGAAUGGUGUAUAGGAUUUUGGAUUUUGGUUGGUACCUUUGUUGGAUGGUGGUGGUACAGUAAAGAGAAGAGCAGCAGCAGCAGCAACAGCGACAUGAAAAUGGAACAAAAGAGUGGAGUGCUUCCAAAGGGAAGCUUUGGCUGGCCUCUGAUAGGAGAAACUCUUGACUUCAUUGCUGCUGGCUACACUUCUCAACCUGUUAGUUUCAUGGAGAAACGCAGAUCACUGUACGGGAAGGUGUUCAAAACGCACAUCCUGGGGACACCCAUCAUAGUAUCCACGGAUCCAGCGGUGAACAAAGUUGUCUUACAAAACCAUGGCAACAUUUUUAUUCCUGCUUAUCCUAAAUCAAUCAGGGAAAUAUUUGGAGAAUAUUCUAUACUUCAAACCAAUGGAACACUACAGAAGAAGGUCCAUGCACUUAUUGGUGGGUUCUUGAGGUCACCACAGUUCAAAACUAGAAUUACCAAAGACAUUGAGCACCAUGUCAAACUCACCUUGACUUCUUGGAAGGACUUGCCCCUUCUACUCAUCCAAGAAGAAACCCAAAAGUUCACGUUCAAAGUCUUGGUUAAAGCAUUGCUAAGUCUUGAUCCAAGUGAUGAUUUGGAUUUUCUCAAGAGAGAAUUCGAUGAAUUCAUCAAAGGGUUGAUAUGUCUGCCGAUCAAAUUACCAGGAACAAGAUUAUACAAAUCCUUAAAGGCUAAAGAGAGAAUAUUCAAGCUAGUAAAAAAGAUUGUAGAGCAAAGAAAACUGGGCGUGGAGAAAUCAGAAGAUCAAGAACAUCAUAAUGCAAUCCCUAAGGAUGCAGUGGACGUGCUUUUACGUGACACUUAUGGUGAACAAAAUGACAAUCAAUCUCUAUCGUUGGAUUUCGUCAUUUCACAUAUUAUUGAGCUGAUGAUCCCUGGAGAAGAAACCGUGCCCAUGUCCAUGACCUUAGCUGUCAAAUUCCUCAGUGACUGCCCUGCCGCUCUAGAGCUAUUGACGGAGGAGAACAUGAAAUUGAAGAGGCAGAAGACUGAUUCUGGUGAUGAUUAUUGUUGGACUGAUUACUUGUCCUUGCAAUUUACUCAGAAUGUGAUAAAUGAAACUCUUAGAGUAGCAAACAUAAUCAAUGCAGUUUGGAGGAAAGCUCUCAAGGAUGUAGAGAUCAAAGGAAUUCUGAUUCCGGAAGGAUGGUGUGUCCUGACAUCUUUCAGUUCUGUACAUAUGGAUGAAGAAAAUUAUGAAAACCCAUAUGAGUUUGAUCCAUGGAGAUGGGAGAAAACAGGAGCUUCUGUUAAGAACAAUUGCUUUACACCUUUUGGAGGUGGACAAAGGCUAUGCCCUGGUCUAGAACUAUCCAGGCUUGAAAUCUCCAUCUUCCUUCACCAUCUUGUCACCACUUACAGAUGGAUUGCUGAAAAGGAUAACAUUAUCUACUUUCCAACAGUGAAGUUAAAGAAAAAGCUGCCUAUCAGAGUCACCUCCAUUGGCAACUCUUCAUGAUCAAAUUAUCAACUGAAACCACCACGGGUUAGCCAAUCUAGGAAGUUAUAUAUAGAUAAUAUCGCAACUUGUGGAUAAAUAUAGCCAGACAGAUCCAUGUGUGGGUGUGGGUUUCUGUGGGGCGGAGAUGCCAUUGAAUCUCUACACAUACAGCCAUAAGAGGCAUAAUAAAAUGGCUAGGGACUCCCCUUAUAUGGUGUUAGUUCUUGUGUCACUAUCAAUUUUAUCACAGUAGAUGGGGUCUGUACCCUUUUGUCGGGCCUU